Eucalyptus grandis is the source of this 2046-nucleotide messenger RNA. Its product is annotated as protein BREVIS RADIX. The transcript is spliced from 7 exons. Lineage: Eukaryota; Viridiplantae; Streptophyta; Magnoliopsida; Myrtales; Myrtaceae. Bases 608 to 1699 code for a protein of 363 amino acids. The record is from RefSeq and is a predicted model, not a curated record.
CUCUGCGUCUCAGGCUCUCAGAGUCUGCUGCAAUCGUCGUUUCUUCUUCAUUUCUUUUAGCGUUUUUUAAAGGCUCUUCCUCUCGCGAAAUCCGGAGCUUCCAAAAAAAACAAUAAAACAGAGGGAAACUUCUUUCCUUUUCUGCUCAUUCGAAAUCCCAAAAACAAACGUCUCGCUUUGGUACUUUUGUCUUGUUUGAUUCGGCCUCCCGGAGUUGGAUUGCUCUGUUUCUUUGGAUGCUUGUGGAAGCCCGAGAGAGUCGAAAGUGGUUUUGAUUGCCCGCUACGCGUGUGAUCUCGAGGUGGUUUUCUUUUCGGUGAUCGUACUGGGGACUUUGGAGUUGCUUUUUGCUUCUUUCGUUCGAGGAGGAGGCGAAGAAGAAGAGCUCUCCAGUGUGCUGCCCGAGCUUCCCGAAUUUGGAUCCACUGAAGAGAAGAGCAUUGAAGGAAGCGAGCGAGCGAGAGAGAGGGAGGGAGAGAGGAAAAGAGGGAAAAGAAGAAAGACGAAGAAGAAGGAAGAAAGGAAAAAAGAAGCGAGCGACCGCGAAAAGGACAGGAACAGCUGCCGUUAGCUUCGGAGCUCAUUCAUUGUAAGAAAGCGAGCGAAGAUGUUCACGUGCAUAGCCUGCACGAAGCAGAUGGCCGACGACGGCGACGAGGGCGGAGGGUCGGCGGCGCGUGGUAGCAGCACCCCGAAUUCUAAAGAAGCCGUCAAAAGCCUGACCACGCAGAUUAAGGAUAUGGCGUUGAAGUUCUCUGGCGCUUAUCGCCAGUGCAAGCCGUGCACGGGCUCGCCCAGCUACAAGAAGGGCGAUCGGCCGUUUCCAGACUUCGAUACGAUGUCGGAGGGCGUCCCGUAUCCAUUCAUGGGAGGCGGGAGCUCCAGCUCGACGCCGGCUUGGGAUUUCACGGCUCCCGGCCGCCACAACACCUCGAGGAUGGAGUCGAGGUUUGCUGGGGGGUACGGUGGCGGAGACCGCACCCCAGGAAAAGCAUCCAUCUCGGCUCAGUCCUGCGACGUGGUGCUGGAGGAGGACGAGUCCAAGGAAUGGAUGGCGCAGGUCGAGCCCGGCGUGCACAUAACGUUCGAGUCUUUGCCUAGUGGCGGGAAUGAACUAAAGCGAAUCCGCUUCAGCCGCGACAUGUUUGACAAGUGGCAAGCGCAGCGAUGGUGGGCGGAGAACUACGACCGGAUCAUGGAGCUGUACAACGUCCAGAGAUUCAACCGUCAAGCUCUUAACACUCCGGCGCGAUCCGAGGACGAUUUUCACAGAGAUUCAUCAUACUCGAGGAUGGGAUCUGCGAGGGAAAGCCCGAUGGUUCCGUCCGCAACCCGAGAGUGGAUGCCGAGGAGUCACCAGAAGCCCGGCGGCAGUAAAGGAUACUUCCCCGAGCCAUCUGAUCUAGGUGGUCGCCACUACGGCGCCGGGUCCAGCACUCACGGAGCUGGCAUGAUGGAGCCGGCUCGCACCACGACCUCAUCCAGGGACGAGGCAUCGGUUUCUUACAGCAAUGCCAGUGAAGUGGAGACCGAGUGGAUUGAGGAAGAUGAGCCCGGCGUGUACAUUACCAUUAGGCAGCUUGUCGACGGAACUAGGGAACUGCGGCGAGUGCGAUUCAGCCGUGAACAGUUCGGGGAAGUUCGCGCGAAGACAUGGUGGGAAGAGAACAGAGAAAGAAUACAAGCUCAAUACCUAUGAAAUCCAGUAAUUUUUUAUCCUCCUUCAACACAGUUCUACAGUUAGUUGCAGUCGAAGAUGAGAUACAGGCGGAGCGGGUCGGAAGUAGUCUCACAGAAAUUUCAAAUUCUUUCAUUCGGUAUAUUUUCUUGGGAGUUAUGAUUAUGAUUCUAUCUUUUUCAAUCGAUCGAGUAUUCAAUGUCGAGAACGGAAUUUACCAUAACCUUUCUAGCUGGUCGAAAGGAACGGCAGUUGUAGAGUCGGACCGCCAUUUUCUCUUUUGGCGAUGGUCGAAAUUUUGUUCUGGGGCAGGGGCGGGUUUUCGGCGGAUGAAAUGUAAACUCGGGAUGCUACAGAAUUCAGUGAAA